This is a messenger RNA of Vicia faba (fava bean), 825 nucleotides long. NCBI's taxonomy places the organism in Eukaryota, Viridiplantae, Streptophyta, Magnoliopsida, Fabales, Fabaceae. The record is from the annotation of a GenBank genome assembly.
AUGUUAACAGUUUAUGCUUCCAGAGCUAUUCUAAACUGCCAUUUAUACCAAGACUCAGCUACCACGCAACAAGCAUACAAAAUCAAUAAUGUUAAUUUUGUAAAUUUCAAUCCUACUUCUCCUAAACCAAAUGGAAGUUACCGUACCAACAUAUUCCAUAGUUCAUCUUUCGCUUGGAUAUGUGAAAAGCAACACAAGAGCGUUCAUUAUAUAUCCCAUCAUAAGUGGCUGCAGUGUGGGUUACAUGAUUCAAUUUCAUCCAAUGAUGAUGACUACCGUUCUUCCCGCAACAUAGCCAUCACCUUGUUUAAGCGUUACAGGAAUUUUGCUGAUCGCGGGGGAGGUGACAAUCUUAAAGAGUUCAUCACUGCUGGGGUGAAUGCAUAUGAACUUGGGUGCACUGAUGAAGGAUUAAGGAAAGAGCUUACUGACAUGAAGAACUCUGGCAUUGAGAUUGAAGCAAUGCAGAGAUAUGGUGGAAACACAAGCUUGAAAUCUAAAAUUAUCUCCGACGAGAUUGACGAAUGCAUUCUGUGGUUAAGCAUUAUAUUUAUCACAAUCUUGUGUACACCCCAGCUAACUAUUGUUAGAUGGUCCUCAACACCUUCAGUGUCAGAUGAAGUGAGAAUUCAGUGGAAAGGAUUUUGUGCUCUUAUAGCAAAUGCGUAUUUUAUGAAGGGAAUGGCUUGGCUACCUGUAAAGACUCUUCAAUUAGAGCAGACGGCAGUGAUGGAUGAAGCUGAGAAACCAUCAGUUGUUGCUAGCCGAAUGCAAUUAGUCUUUAGCACACUUGAGGUAGUGAGUCCACAGUGGCCAAAAGUGUAG